UUCUAAUUUCAGAACAAAGCAGGUUGAUGAAUUUACUUCAAGGCUGCUAGAAAUUCAUGAUAAGAUGAUGUCUAUAAAUAAGAAAGAGGAUAUACACUUAGGAUUGCACCGGUCUGACUAUAUGCUGGAUUCCGAAACCAAUUCACUACUUCAAAUUGAGCUCAACACUAUCCCAUCAUCCUUUCCUGGCCUUGGCUCCCUUGUCAGUGAACUUCAAAGGUCAAUUUACUAUCCAUUCUAUGGCAGAAUUUUCAUGUUUUCUUUCAAACUUUCUCUUAUUUUUUCAAUUGUAGUAUGACCUCAUUAUGAAAUGUUUAAGGUUGUACAAAAUGAUAUUCCACCAGAAAGCAUGGAUGCCAUGCGCCCGGUGCAGCAGCACUUGCCAACACGGACAAGCACUCCAGCCUCCAAAAUGAAUAACCUUCCAAAGGAUGCACAGAACAUGGAAGUGUCUACACCAGUACCCCCAAUAAAUCCGGAAGGAAAUGAUGAGGACGAGACUCCAAAGAACACUGUCUCUAGAAAUGGUGGUUUCCUGCAGAAUGCAGUUGGGCAAGACCUAGUCCAUCUUGGCGUUGCAAGAACAGCAAGUGGUUGCCCUUCGGAUGUCGCUUCCGGUGUUAGCACCAGACACCAGCACAACAGAAUGGAUCUUGAUCCAGCAUCCAGCAGCGUGGAUAAUUUCAAAACACCAGAACUUACAAAAGAAAACGGUCUCGAGGAGGAUGGGAAAGGAGAGAGUAGUAUGUAUGAUGAGAGGCAACCUAAGAGAAGGAAGCGUACCCUUAUGAAUAAUGAGCAAAUAGAUGAAUUAGAGAAGGCUCUAGUAGAUGAGCCUGAGAUGCACAAAAACCCUGUUCUAUUGCAGAGUUGGUCAGAGAAGUUAAGUCUGCAGGGCCCAGAGAUCACAACAUCACAACUUAAAAACUGGUUGAAAAAAAGUGUUGUAUGCAAAUUCUGACGAGGGUGAUAUAUAAUACUAUAAUCCUAAGUCUGACAGCCUAAAUAACCUGGUUCUAAGCUCCUGUUUGAUCUUUUUUUUCUAUACCUUUUAUGCAAAUCUGAACAGUUGUUUUUACACAACUGAACACCUUUUUAAUGUGAGAUAUUGAGCAUUAUAAUUGUUAGUAUAUUAGGU
Molecule: messenger RNA, 1138 nt
Organism: Zea mays
Lineage: Eukaryota; Viridiplantae; Streptophyta; Magnoliopsida; Poales; Poaceae
Product: nodulin homeobox
Exons: 5
Coding region: 311-961 (216 amino acids)
Biological process (GO): flower development
Molecular function (GO): single-stranded DNA binding
Source: RefSeq, a predicted model, not a curated record